Molecule: messenger RNA, 363 nt
Organism: Sipha flava (yellow sugarcane aphid)
Lineage: Eukaryota; Metazoa; Arthropoda; Insecta; Hemiptera; Aphididae
Product: 52 kDa repressor of the inhibitor of the protein kinase-like
Exons: 1
Coding region: 1-363 (120 amino acids)
Molecular function (GO): protein dimerization activity
Source: RefSeq, a predicted model, not a curated record
AUGGUUGAUAUUGAAACUACUGAACUUGGAGCUAUAAGAGAGUUGAAAUUAUGGAGAAAAUAUUGUACAAAUUUCAAAAGUGAAAAUGCAAUCGACACAUAUCUUCAGUAUGAUGAAAAUGUUUUCCCCAUAGUUCAUAAACUUUUAAAAUAUCUGAUUACCCUUCCUGUAACUACAGCAUCAGGAGAAAGAUCAUUUUCUACCUUAAAGCAUUUAAAAACAUAUCUUAGAAACACAACAUCAGAAAAUAGAUUGAACGGUUUGGCGCUUCUAAAUAUACAUCAAGAAAUUAAAAUUACACCUGAAAAUGUUUUAAACUUAUUAUCAGCUAAUGCCAGAAAAUUAAACAUUAAACUAGAUUAA